UCGCGACGGCGCGCUCGUUUUAAACAGACGCAAAGUUUUUUGUGACGUUUCGAAUUCGCUUUUUUUUCUGUGGAAAUUGCAAUUUGAAUAAAUGUCGUUUUUUUUCGUGUGCUGUGUUCAAGUGCAAUUUGUAUGAUACCAACAACAACAAUAACAAUUACGACAACAACAGCAGCAAACAAAUUGCUUGGUCUGAACCAGUACUGAAGUAAAAGCAAGGAGCACGAGAGCAAAGAAACGCAAACGUCCAACACUUUGUGGCAACCCAAAAACUGUUAAAAUUUCACUAACAACGACUGGGUGAGGAGAGACAAGCAGCAAAAUGUCGCCAAAAUCGCUAAAUGUGCGCGUCACGACAAUGGACGCCGAACUGGAGUUUGCCAUUCAGUCGACAACGACCGGCAAACAACUGUUCGAUCAGGUGGUCAAGACGAUUGGCCUGCGGGAGGUGUGGUUCUUUGGUCUGCAGUACACCGACUCAAAGGGUGAUUCCACAUGGAUUAAGCUAUACAAAAAGCCUGAAUCGCCGGCCAUAAAGACAAUUAAAUAUUUGAAACGUGUUAAGAAAUAUGUGGACAAAAAGACCGCUGAUAGCAAUGGACACAAUCAGACGGAUGAAAGCGAGGAGGAUGAUGAUGCCGAUGAUAUGACUGGAUCAAUGCCGUUCUCCACAUGGGUAAUGAAUCAGGAUGUGAAAAAGGAGAAUCCCUUGCAAUUCAGAUUCCGUGCCAAAUUCUAUCCGGAGGAUGUGGCCGAGGAGCUAAUACAGGACAUCACACUGCGCCUGUUCUAUCUGCAAGUGAAGAAUGCCAUAUUGACCGACGAGAUCUACUGCCCGCCGGAAACGUCGGUGCUGCUGGCCUCCUAUGCGGUGCAGGCGCGCCACGGUGAUCACAAUAAAACCACUCACACAGCCGGUUUCCUAGCGAACGAUCGCCUGUUGCCACAGCGUGUCAUCGAUCAGCACAAGAUGUCCAAGGACGAAUGGGAGCAGUCGAUAAUGACCUGGUGGCAGGAGCAUCGCAGCAUGCUGCGCGAGGAUGCCAUGAUGGAGUAUCUGAAGAUUGCCCAGGAUCUGGAAAUGUAUGGCGUUAACUAUUUCGAGAUACGCAACAAGAAGGGCACCGAUCUGUGGUUGGGCGUCGAUGCGCUCGGCCUUAACAUUUACGAGCAGGACGAUCGACUAACGCCCAAAAUUGGUUUCCCAUGGUCCGAAAUACGUAACAUUUCAUUUUCGGAGAAGAAGUUCAUCAUCAAACCGAUUGAUAAGAAGGCGCCGGACUUUAUGUUCUUUGCGCCGCGCGUUCGCAUCAACAAGCGCAUCCUGGCCCUCUGCAUGGGCAACCAUGAGCUCUACAUGCGUCGUCGCAAGCCCGACACGAUCGAUGUGCAGCAGAUGAAGGCGCAGGCGCGCGAAGAAAAGAAUGCCAAACAGCAGGAGCGCGAGAAGCUGCAGCUGGCGCUGGCAGCACGUGAGCGCGCCGAAAAGAAGCAGCAAGAGUACGAAGAUCGACUCAAGCAAAUGCAAGAGGAGAUGGAGCGCUCGCAGCGUGAUCUACUCGAGGCGCAGGAGAUGAUACGACGAUUGGAGGAGCAGCUGAAGCAGCUGCAGGCCGCCAAGGAUGAGCUUGAGCUGCGCCAAAAGGAGCUGCAAUCCAUGCUGCAGCGCCUCGAGGAGGCCAAGAACAUGGAGGCCGUCGAGAAGGCCAAACUUGAGGAGGAGAUCAUGGCCAAGCAACAGGAGGUGCAGCGCAUUCAGGACGAGGUCAAUGCCAAGGACGAAGAGACCAAACGCCUACAAGACGAGGUCGAGGAGGCACGCCGCAAGCAGGCCGAGGCUGCUGCUGCGCUGCUGGCUGCAUCCACCACGCCGCAACACCAUCACGUGGCCGAGGAUGAGAACGAGAACGAGGAGGAGCUGACGAAUGGCGAUGCCGGCGGCGAUGUGUCGCGCGACCUGGACACAGAUGAGCAUAUCAAGGAUCCCAUCGAGGACAGACGCACGCUGGCCGAGCGCAAUGAGCGCUUGCACGAUCAGCUCAAGGCCCUGAAGCAAGAUCUGGCGCAGUCACGCGACGAAACGAAAGAGACGGCAAAUGAUAAGAUUCACCGUGAGAAUGUGCGCCAGGGACGUGACAAGUACAAGACAUUGCGCGAGAUCCGCAAGGGCAAUACAAAGCGUCGCGUGGAUCAGUUUGAGAACAUGUAAAGCGCUGGCCACGCCCCAACAAGCAACUAUUAGCAGCGCUCUGUCCUAAAUCCCGAAGGCAACCACAACCCAACCACCAGCACCAUGUCGACGCAGCGCGCCCCACACCCCGCACCCCACACAACAGCCCCUCGCACUCAACCAACAAUAGCCAAGCUUACACUAAACCAAUAUGCAGACCACUUUAUAUAUAUAUAUAUAUAUAUAUAUAUAUAUAUAUAUAUAUAUAUAUAUAUAUAUAUAUAUAUAUAUAUAUAUAAAUAAUUUUUUUGUGACCUUAUGUAUAGAAGUAGCAGAAGAGGAGGAAUUAUUUGUGGAUCUAUGGAGAGUAUUAGUUAAAAGAAAAAUAAUAGAAACAUCCGGUUUUGACAGUCUAGUGUUGAACGACAAUCAAACAAUGAAUCAGUCAGUCAAUCAAUCGCUUCCACCACCAUUCCCUCGAGUUUAUCAAAUAUUGUAAAAUGGUCGCAAAUUUUGUUUAAAAAAAACACACACACACAUACACAAAAGCCUACACCGCCCCGCCCC
Messenger RNA from Drosophila montana, 2737 nucleotides. RefSeq names its product Moesin (gene Moe). Gene Ontology annotation, biological process: regulation of cell shape; positive regulation of protein localization to early endosome; regulation of organelle assembly. Gene Ontology annotation, cellular component: cytoskeleton; plasma membrane; filopodium. The record is from RefSeq and is a predicted model, not a curated record. Lineage: Eukaryota; Metazoa; Arthropoda; Insecta; Diptera; Drosophilidae. The transcript has 9 exons. The coding region runs from base 323 to 2209 and encodes 628 amino acids. Gene Ontology annotation, molecular function: cell adhesion molecule binding; actin binding.